Molecule: messenger RNA, 1881 nt
Organism: Lottia gigantea (owl limpet)
Lineage: Eukaryota; Metazoa; Mollusca; Gastropoda; Lottiidae
Exons: 2
Coding region: 259-1755 (498 amino acids)
Source: RefSeq, a predicted model, not a curated record
CAUUCGGUCAGGUUUUUGACAAUCGUUCGAUGAACCUUCACGACGUAAUGUAAAUUAUUGUCAUGUGUGGUUUGAAAUGAGGAUAUAGUUUGAAUAUAAGUAUGGAUUUAAAUGAAAUUCUAGACGAGUUGUUAUCUACAUCACCUGAUAAGAUAACAAAUACAGUGUAUAGUCAGUUUAGUUUUACAGGUGACCGUUACUAACCUCUUUUCACACGAAUAAAGGUUAUAGCUGGUCUUUCACUCACAGUUGAUUACUAUGGCGCUCUGGUCACUAUUUACGCUCAUUGGUGUUUCAUUGGCCUUUGACCUCAACGAUCCAAAAACCAAUCUAGACAGUGUGAUCCGAACAACAGGAUCAACGGAUCCAAACAUUCAAACAGUCAACUAUAUCAACGGAACUAUAUUCUUACGGUUUCCAGGUGGUACUCUGCAGAAGGUUUUCCUUUUGGAAGGUUUCAAUAUCGCUCGAAAGGUACCAAAGUCUUUCGGAUAUUUGUCUUUAUCCAAAGAAUUUUUGGUUUACAGAAAUUACAAAACAGGGGAAAUAAUAGACGUGUUAAUGAAUCCUCAGACUAGAAUUCCAAAUGAAGUAUUUUAUAUUCAUAAUGAUCCAGUGAACGUUAACUUUACAUAUGGACAAAUUACGCCAUUUACUAUACUAGAAAAUGAUCGAGUUGGCUUCAAUAAUGAUAUCUUAUUGCAGUAUCCAAAUGUUCUUGAUCCCCAGCACUACCCCAAAUACACAGCGGGACCAAUAUACGAAGCUGAUGAGCUGUUUCAGUUCUACACUAGGUACAGCAAAUUGGCUACUACCAAUAUUCAGGAUCUUAAUUACACGAGCACAUGGUCAAGACGAUCGCAGUUCCUACCCUGGUUGGAGCUUGGUGGCAUCAAUGGACACAUGUACUACGUCUCCACGAACUGGAAAUGUUUACAAGGCUUUGCUGACGUUCCACAAGACAUAUUAGACAUUGUUAAAAACAAGUUUCCUGAUUUUCUCAAUGCUCCAGACACAUUUGAAGUUCCAAACGAAACGACAUGGUCGGCCUUUAAAGCUGUCAUAGACCAAAGGCGAAAAGAAGGUAAACCAGAUAUUAUAAUACCUGAAGUUAAUAUCAAACAGGGACUAAGAAACAAACCAACUCAUUUAGAUCCACUGAUUUAUGAAACUCUUGCCAAACUAGACAGUUUUACAGUAACUUUUACUGGCAGAGUUUAUUCCGAAAUUACUGGAAAUAAUCCCAUAAACCUCUUUAAAGUUAAAGGAAUACUUACGUGUAAAGUGAAUCUAACUCCAGGAGGACCUCAAAUUGUUGCCACAAUUAAAGGGAACUUCUUAGAUCCAAACACUGAUCAGGUACUUACAAUGUGGAAAAAUCCCUUAACAAAUCAAACGAACUAUGUUCCACCCAUUUCUGGUAAAUAUGGCAAAACUUUGUUUAAAGGAGACGACUCUGUAUGGUCACUUCCAGUUCCCAAACUCGAGGAAACUGCUGUUGUUGGCGCCACUUCGCGUUCUUUUUUCAAUAAUGCUACAGGCACGGAAGAUUGGAGUGUUCAACUCUUGGAUGUGUUCUUUCCCAAUGAAGAUCUUAAAUCAAUGAACCCUUAUAUGUAUGGUACAUGGAUCAAAUACUCAUCGUGGCCGGAAUGGAUGGGUAUGACCGGUGAUGAGGGUUUACUGGUUUGGCGUAUGAAUUUAGAACUUCUAAAAAGUAAAACAAAGUAUAAAGGAAAAUCAAUUAUUGGAUGAAAUAACUACAAUUAAUCUUUCUAAUAUUUCUAAACUCAAAUUUGUCCAUAUAAGAUACAUACAACUUUAAAUUGCUAGUUUGAAAUUAUUAUUGAUAUAUUCAUCAAAAAUAUAUGGAUUUCCCUG